Closterium sp. NIES-65 is the source of this 783-nucleotide messenger RNA. Lineage: Eukaryota; Viridiplantae; Streptophyta; Zygnematophyceae; Desmidiales; Closteriaceae. The record is from the annotation of a GenBank genome assembly.
AUGGGUUCUCGUGGCAUCUUGCUCGCUGCACUGGUGGCUCUCCUCUCAGGUAUUCUCUCACGCGCUCUCCAAACUUUGCAACUUCCUUGCUCUCCAAACUUGCAACUACCUUUCCUUGCUCUCCGAACUUGCAUCUCUCCUCUACACUUAUUGCUCUGCCUUUUUCCUUCUUGCCUCUCCUCCCCCUCCCCCCUUCCCCCCUCCUCCAACGCACCAACCUGUGCGCCCGUGGCGGAGGCCAUCCGCCUGCAGGCCUGCCGGUGGGGCCAGGAAAGGGACCCAGCAUGCAACUUCCUUGACACGUGUGCGCUCCGCAACUGCGGCACCAACUCGAGGUGCCCCAAGGACGAGGCGGGCUGGGCCAACUGCGUGUGCCUCAAGGGCUUCCAGCUGCUGCCCAACGCCUCCUGCGCCCAUUCGUGCGCGAUUAUGGUGUGCGACCCCAACUCCUCGUGCGUGAAGGAGGAGGACGGCCUCGCCAUGUGUGUGUGCAAUUGGGGAUUCGCCAUGACGCCCACCGGCUGCGUUGACACGUGUGUGCUCAAGAACCGUGUGAACAGCACGUGCAGCAAGGGUGCUGCUGGCAAUGCAUCCUGUGCUUGCUACCCUGACUUCGCCUUGCAUCCCGAUGGUCACACGUGCAAAGACACCUGCGAGAUUCAGAACUGUGGGGUGAAUGGCCAGUGCGUCAAGGAUGAUACUGGAGUGGCGUCCUGUGUGUGUGAUACGGGCUUUGCGUUGCAGGAGGAUGGCAAGACGUGCAUUGGUGGGUGCUGCAUGUAG